Calliphora vicina (urban bluebottle blowfly) is the source of this 1159-nucleotide messenger RNA. RefSeq names its product SAP30-binding protein. NCBI's taxonomy places the organism in Eukaryota, Metazoa, Arthropoda, Insecta, Diptera, Calliphoridae. Bases 106 to 1101 code for a protein of 331 amino acids. The record is from RefSeq and is a predicted model, not a curated record. The transcript is spliced from 3 exons. Gene Ontology annotation, biological process: regulation of DNA-templated transcription. Gene Ontology annotation, cellular component: nucleus.
UAAUCGUCACAAAAAGUAAAAACAUAUGGAAGAAUAUACAUAAAUUUAUUUACAUUUUUCUAAAAAAAAUUUUUGAUUGUUUAUACGUCUAUAUAUUGAAAAAAUAUGAGUAAUUCCGCAUUAGCCAGCUUAACAGCACAAUAUACUGAUUCAGAAAAUGAAGACGAUCAGCAGGAAUCUCCGGAUUCGCAAAAUUCACAGGCGUCACAGGUUAUCAUACCUCCAUCUAGGCAUACACCACAACAGACUCCAGAGAAACGCGAAAAAGAUGGAUUAGAUAUGAAAGAAAGAAAAUAUAGUAAGAAAAGGAAGUCUAAAAAAAUUGUAAAACGUUUGGUAAGUUAUCAAGACGACACCAUCAUUUCUGAUGAAGCGGAAGGUGAAGAAGAAGAGGAAGAAGAUGAUUACAAUGAGGAUGACGACGAAAGGUUAUCAUCAGAUUUGGAUGACGAACAAGAUCAGAGAAAUAAUUCAGAAUUCAAGAGAGCUACCCAAAAGCGUAACGAAAGUCCUAUAGUUGUGGAUGAUGAUUCAUUUGAUCCUUCCAAAAAAGUUAGCACUCAUAGUAAAUCUGACAAAUAUGCAAAAUACGCAAAAUACAGUUUUGCAUUACCGCCAGAUCCAAGAGGAAAACCGUUGCCAGAAUUGUCUGAUAAAAUCCAACAACUGUAUGAGAAAAUGGAAACCAACAAUAUGGACAUGAACCGUAUUAUCCAGCAACGUAAAGAGUUUCGAAAUCCUAGUAUCUACGAAAAACUUAUACAGUUCUGUGACAUAAAUGAGUUUGGCACAAACUAUCCACCCGAAAUAUAUGACCCUCUUCAAUGGGGCUCAGAAAGUUUCUAUGAGGAAUUAGCUCGCGUACAAAAAAUAGAAAUGGUUAAAAGACAGAAGGAAAAGAAAGAUACCGAUAAGAUUGAGCAGGUUUCGGCAUUGGCACGCAAAGUUGAGGAGGAAGCAAAAAAGAGAAAAUCCAAAUGGGAUCAACCAGCCACUUCUGUCAAACCUGUUGUGCCGCCCACUCUAACAACUACCGUCACAGGAACAAAAGGUACUGUCAUUUCAGCAUUCGGAUCGUUACCUAAGAAGCCAACCGCAUAAUUAUAUAUGCAUCAAAAUAAUAUACAUAUAUUAAUAAAAUUCAGUUCAUAAUUUUAAA